Messenger RNA from Parastagonospora nodorum SN15, 750 nucleotides. RefSeq lists its product as hypothetical. Gene Ontology annotation, molecular function: cellulase activity. Lineage: Eukaryota; Fungi; Ascomycota; Dothideomycetes; Pleosporales; Phaeosphaeriaceae. Gene Ontology annotation, biological process: polysaccharide catabolic process. The record is from RefSeq and is a predicted model, not a curated record. The transcript has 2 exons. Bases 1 to 750 code for a protein of 249 amino acids.
AUGAAGCUCACACUCUUUACUCUGGCCAGUGUAACUGCCCUCGCAGUUGCAGCGCCUGCUCCGCAAGUCAUUGAGACACUUGAGAAAAGGGCCGAUUACUGCGGCCAAUGGGACAAUCAGAUUAUUGGAGACUUCACGGUCUACAACAAUCUCUGGGGCAAGGCUGAUGCCACUUCUGGAUCGCAAUGCACUGGCGUUGAUGGUCUCAGCAACGGCACCCUCAAAUGGCACACGAAGUGGUCCUGGGCAGGCGGUGCUGGCAAAGUCAAAUCUUACGCCAACGUCGUCACCAAGAUCACAUCAAAGGCUCUUUCAGAGGUCAAGUCACUUCCUUCAUCCUGGACCUGGUCGUACACCGGCUCCGACAUGAUCGCCAACGUGGCAUACGACCUCUUCACCGGAUCCACUCCCACCGGAGAUCACGAUUACGAGAUUAUGAUCUGGCUCGCUGCUAUAGGCGGCGCAGGUCCGAUCAGUGCCACCGGAAGUCCUAUCGCGACGGUCACCUUAGCUGGAACCAGCUGGAAGUUGUACAACGGGUUGAACGGAAAGAUGAACGUUUUCAGCUUCGUUGCGGAGAGUGAAGUCAAGAGCUUCAAGGGUGACUUGAUGGACUUUGCGAAUUACUGCAUCAAGUCACAUGGAUUUCCAAACACCCAGAUCUUGCAGAGCGUGGGUGCUGGAACCGAGCCUUUCUCUGGAAGCGACGCGGUUCUUACUACCAGCGCGUACACGAUGAGCCAAUCCUAG